AUGAAACCUACAUGGUCCACUGCAUGCACGGCUCCGAGACAGAGCAUAAUGAACCGCCCCAUUAAGGAGCCGUCCAAGUCCAAUAUGGAGUCUAUGGAGCGCCAGUACACGGCUGAGGAUGCAGCUCUGCGUCGUCGACGAGAGCAAUACAUGCAGCAGGAAGCGGAGAGGCUUCGAGCCAUCCAUGGCACACGCGAGGAAAAGAGGGAGAUCGCUCAGAAAUUGGCGUCUGAGCUCGAUACUCUCAUUUCAGAGCGGAAGGCGCAGGAAUCUCUGGAGGCACAGGAGAACCGUAGGCACGCCCUGGAGGUCCUGGAGCGGAUCAAGUAUGAGGAGAUGCUUGAGCAGGAGCAGAAAGAAGCCCGUAGAGCAUACGAGGAGUAUGUCGCAGAGCAAAACAGACGUGCGAUAGCAGAACGUAGGGACGCGCAGGAAAGGGCGCGCCACGAAGAGGUGGCCGAGGAGAAGAUGCAGCCAAGCUUCUUUGCCAACCAUUUCAUGAAGUCCACACGGUAG
Messenger RNA from Giardia duodenalis, 516 nucleotides. RefSeq lists its product as uncharacterized. The coding region runs from base 1 to 516 and encodes 171 amino acids. The transcript has a single exon. NCBI's taxonomy places the organism in Eukaryota, Fornicata, Diplomonadida, Hexamitidae. The record is from RefSeq and is a predicted model, not a curated record.